UCCCCAAGGAAGAGAGGACCUCACUAGUGAAGAGGGAACCCUCAGAACCGAGGACACCAUGGCUGCGUCAGCCCCUCUGCGGACCCUGGAGGAGGAGGUGACCUGCUCCAUCUGCCUCAAUCACCUGCGGGACCCGGUGACCAUCGACUGUGGCCACGUCUUCUGCCACGGCUGUACCACUGACAUCCCCUCGUUCAUGCGCAGCCGCCCCAUCUGUCCCCUCUGCAAGAAGCCUUUUAAGAAGGAGAACAUCCGGCCUGUGUGGCAGCUGGCCAGCCUGGUGAAGAACAUCGAGCGCCUGAAGGUGGACAAGGGCAGGCAGCAGGGAGAAGCGGCCCAGGAGCAGUCGGACGUGCAGCUGUGCGAGCGGCACCAGGAGAAGCUGUACUACUACUGCGAGGACGACGGGAAGCUGCUAUGCGUGAUGUGCAGGGAGUCGUGGGAGCACAGGUCCCACACGGCCUUCCUGAUGGAGAAGGCCAGGUAGCUGCACAAGGUAAA
Talpa occidentalis (Iberian mole) is the source of this 501-nucleotide messenger RNA. Its product is annotated as tripartite motif-containing protein 26-like. Lineage: Eukaryota; Metazoa; Chordata; Mammalia; Eulipotyphla; Talpidae. Gene Ontology annotation, molecular function: zinc ion binding. The coding region runs from base 59 to 487 and encodes 142 amino acids. The transcript has a single exon. The record is from RefSeq and is a predicted model, not a curated record.